Taeniopygia guttata (zebra finch) is the source of this 595-nucleotide messenger RNA. It is a transcript of the gene WDR83OS, whose product is annotated as WD repeat domain 83 opposite strand. Gene Ontology annotation, molecular function: protein folding chaperone. The record is from RefSeq and is a predicted model, not a curated record. NCBI's taxonomy places the organism in Eukaryota, Metazoa, Chordata, Aves, Passeriformes, Estrildidae. Gene Ontology annotation, cellular component: endoplasmic reticulum membrane. Gene Ontology annotation, biological process: protein insertion into ER membrane.
CACCGGGGGCAGAACCGGGACUAGCACCACCGGGGGCGGGACCGGGACCGUCACCGGGGGCCGGGCUCCUUCCGGCGGCGGCGGCGGAAGAGGCGGCGGCGGCGGCGGCGGCGGCGGCGGGGCCAUGUCGGACCCGCGGAGACCCGGCAAAGUGACCAGGUACAAACCGCCGGUAACCGAGAGCAACCCGGCGCUGGAGGAUCCGACCCCCGACUACAUGAACCUGCUCGGGAUGGUGUUCAGCAUGUGCGGGCUGAUGCUGAAACUGAAGUGGUGCGCCUGGCUCGCCGUGUUCUGCUCCUUCAUCAGCUUCGCCAACUCGCGCAGCUCCGAGGACACCAAGCAGAUGAUGAGCAGCUUCAUGCUCUCCAUCUCGGCCGUGGUCAUGUCGUACCUGCAGAACCCCCAGCCCAUGUCCCCCCCCUGGUGACGCCGAUUUUGGGGCGAUUUUGGGGCGAUUUUGGGGAGAUUUUGGGGAGAUUUUGGGGCGAUUUUGGGGAGAUUUUGGGGAGGGGUCUCCGUGGUGGUGGUGGUGGGUUUGGGGGGGCAAUAAACCCCCCCCAGUGAUGGGGGUAAUAAAAUGUGGGGAGGGGUC